This is a messenger RNA of Phycodurus eques (leafy seadragon), 831 nucleotides long. Its product is annotated as complement receptor type 2-like. Lineage: Eukaryota; Metazoa; Chordata; Actinopteri; Syngnathiformes; Syngnathidae. The coding region runs from base 1 to 783 and encodes 260 amino acids. The transcript has 9 exons. The record is from RefSeq and is a predicted model, not a curated record.
AUGUAUGAAACAUCUUGCGAUGAGCCACCUAACGUCCAGCACGCUGUUGUCCUUCAAAAGUACCAGGACAUAUUUGCAGCAGAUUCUGAGGUCCGCUAUGAAUGUGAACACGGCUACAGCUUGGAGGGAACAAACGCCAGGAAGUCCGUCUUUUGCGUAGCUGGAUCCUGGACAGUAGCUCCGAGCUGCAAAAUAUCCAAACCAGGUGCUGGAGAUGAUGUGGACACAUCGGGUGGCAUUAAAAAACCUGUUGAUGGAAGCAGAGGAAGGGGGCGGGGCACUGCCAGCGCCGCCGCCGGUGCCGCCGCCGCCAGGGCCGCCGCCGGUGUCGCCGCCGGUGGUUCCACAGCAAGUGAAACAGGAUCUGGAACCACUUCUGACAGGACCGAGAGCACGAGCUCACCCAUGACCGUAGCAGUUGUCAACUGUGGAUCAUACCCAAAAGUUAAAAAUGGUGAUGUCGUGCGACGAACUGAAAUGUUUUUAAAAUAUGCGUGCAACGGUUUUUACAAAAGGGUCGGUCCGGAGAAAGUCAUGUGCUACAAUAACAACACUUGGUCAACACUACCAACGUGCAAAGAAGCAUUUUGUCAACUGGACCUUGAUGAAUAUACGAACUACAAGUUCCAAGAAUCUGGAACAAUAAUUCUAAAAGAACGAGAGACCAAGAGCGUUGCGUGUAUCUGGGAGAACUUCAGCAGCCGGAUUACAUGCGCUCAAGGAAAAGUUCGACUGACGCAAUGCUGUCAUUACAUGGACCAUUAUUACCAAAGGUGCAACUAACGCAUGGUCAUCCCUCGGAAAACUGCCUCUACGUGAAGACGACGGUCC